Messenger RNA from Peromyscus eremicus (cactus mouse), 2244 nucleotides. RefSeq names its product double C2-like domain-containing protein gamma. NCBI's taxonomy places the organism in Eukaryota, Metazoa, Chordata, Mammalia, Rodentia, Cricetidae. Gene Ontology annotation, cellular component: membrane. The coding region runs from base 849 to 2006 and encodes 385 amino acids. The record is from RefSeq and is a predicted model, not a curated record. The transcript has 10 exons.
AGGGCAAAGGCCAGUCUAGGUAGAAGGUACUGCCUGGAAGGAGGAAGGGAAGAGCCAUAUGGAGAUGAAGAGAUAGGCCAGUUCCACCGCACGGAGGGCCACCAUAACGCCAAGGGGACAGACUUGGGAGACAAAGGGACAUGACUGCUUUGAUUGUAUCCCAGCCAGGGGACAGGGCCAGAGUGUGGCAUGAUUUCCAGCUGGUUUCCUCAAGGGAACUAGAAUGUAGGGCCUUCCCAGUUGCUAUACCCACUUCUCCCACAGAUGCCUCCCCAUCCAUGCCCACCUCCAUAGCCCCCUCUCUUCACCUCCCUUCAUCUCCCCACAUUCCUACCCUUCUCACCUGUGUCCUUUCCCGCCUACCCCCAACACACCCUCUUUGUCACCUCUAGCCCUGCGGCCUCCUUAACCAACAGCAGGACCACAUGAUGCUGGUAAAAAUAGCUCCACUUGACAGAGUGUGGGUGGAGGGGGGGGCAGAGGCAGGAGACAAGGCUGGGCCCCCGGUGCUAGGGAAGGGCCCUUGGGUGGUGUGGGCUCCUGACCCCUCCCUGCUCAGUCACACAUUUGCUCAGGUCACUUUAGUCUCGGGUUCUGUCACCCUAAGCAUACACCCAGGACCAGCAGCAGCAGAGCGGUGUGACAGCUGUCUCAGGUAAGGACCCCAGAAGGCUGACUCCAGCCUUGACCCUCCAGGUAGAGCCCCAACCCUGCCCGUUUAGUCUUAGGAUACCUUGGUCUGUCCUAGGGCAGCCUUGGUGAUGCUUCUUUCUUCCAUCUUGGUAUUUAGGUGUGUGCCCAGUGUCUCCAGUAGGGGGGAGUUUCUCUGAGUCUAUGUCUGAGCCACCAUGGCGUGUGCAGGGCCAGCCGGUGGGCGGCAGCGGGUGAGCAUGCAGGAACACAUGGCCAUCGACGUGAGCCCCGGGCCCAUACAGCCCAUCCACCUCAUUUCUGACUACUUCCCACACUUCUACCCCUUCCUGGAGCCGGUGCUGUGCGCACCAGACCCGCAGGUGGCCCCGGCCAUCCACUCUGCACCCCAGCUGCAGCCCAACCCGGAGCCAGAAGGAGACUCAGAUGACAGCACUGCCCUGGGUACCCUGGAGUUCACGCUUCUCUUUGAUGCAGACAACAGCACCCUACACUGCACAGCCCAUCGUGCUAAGGGCCUCAAGCCACCAGCCUCGGGCUCUGUGGACACCUAUGUCAAAGCCAACUUGCUGCCAGGGGCCAGCAAGGCCAGUCAGCUUCGGACUCGCACUGUUCGAGGCACGAGGGGACCUGUCUGGGAGGAGACACUCACCUAUCAUGGCUUCACUCACCAGGAUGCUGGACGGAAGACCCUGAGGUUAUGUGUAUGUGAAGAUUCACGGCUGCGGCGCCGGCGGCGAGCACCCCCUUUAGGGGAGCUACGCGUGCCCCUGAGGAAGCUGGUGCCAAACCGAGCCAGGAGCUUUGACAUCUGCCUGGAGAAGCGGAGGCUGACCAAGAGGCCCAAGAGCCUGGACACAGCCCGCGGCAUGUCUCUGUACGAGGAGGAGGAAAUGGAGGCAGAGGUGUCUGGGGAGGAACGUGGGCGCAUCCUACUGUCCUUGUGCUACAGCUCCCAGCGCGGUGGCCUGCUGGUGGGUGUGCUGCGCUGCGCCCACCUGGCCCCCAUGGAUGCCAAUGGCUACUCGGACCCCUUUGUCCGCCUUUUCCUGCAUCCAAGUUCUGGGAAGAAAUCCAAAUAUAAGACCAGUGUUCGGAGAAAGACCCUGAACCCCGAGUUCAAUGAGGAAUUCUUUUACGCAGGUCAUCGGGAGGAGUUGGCCCAGAAAACACUGCUGGUCUCCGUGUGGGACUACGACCUGGGCACAGCUGAUGACUUCAUCGGUGGGGUGCAGCUGAGCAGCAGAGCCAGUGGGGAACGCCUUCGCCACUGGCGCGAGUGCCUGGGCCGCAGUGACCGCCGGCUGGAACUGUGGCACCUGCUGGACAGUGUGCCCCCCCAACUUGGCGACUAGCCAGCACAGGCCCUGCUCGCAGCCUGUUCAGGGGCCAAGACAUCUGCUGCAGCUGCAAAGAGCUGUAGGUUGGCCCCUACCUGCUGUGCCCAUUCCUGUCUCCUUUCAGUCACCCCACCCCCAAACACUACGCAAAACAAACAUCUGCUUCUGCCAGCCAGGAGCCUGUCCUUUCUCUAGGAACAUCUGCCUCUUCUCUGCCCUCGCCUCACAGGGCAGAGCAGGCCCAUAUUCUGUU